Lactuca sativa (garden lettuce) is the source of this 1891-nucleotide messenger RNA. Its product is annotated as solanesyl diphosphate synthase 1, chloroplastic. Lineage: Eukaryota; Viridiplantae; Streptophyta; Magnoliopsida; Asterales; Asteraceae. Gene Ontology annotation, biological process: plastoquinone biosynthetic process; isoprenoid biosynthetic process. Gene Ontology annotation, cellular component: chloroplast. The record is from RefSeq and is a predicted model, not a curated record. Gene Ontology annotation, molecular function: prenyltransferase activity.
CACAAAUUGAAGUCGUAGAUAAGGUGCCCUUUUCUCCCCCUCUCCUCCCAAUACCUCUUCAUUCAUACGACCCUUUGGUCAAAUCAAGAAACCGAUAUAUAUACACCACUACCUUAAUCGCUGUUAAUAACCCUCUGCUGUUUUGUACCUUCCAAUUAAAGCAAAAGGAAAUUUAAAAACCAACUUCGUUGUUUAGCAUAUGUGGACUUUUCGGAUCCACUGAAAAUCUACUAUAUCUAUUCAAGAUUACAGUUCUGUAAGCCUCUAACCUUUCUCUUGGGUCCAAGUUCCAACUUGCGUCUUCCUUUCUCUCUCAUUUCGCAUUGUUCUUCGAUAUUAUGGCUUUUUGCUUGGCGGGUGUUUGCUUAUACUCGAAUUAGCAUAAUAUCCUAGUUGGGUUUUCGAUUUCAUUGAAGAAAAAUAUAAUCUUGGGGAUAUUUAGGAAGAUGAUGCCGGCGACAUGCCAUAAACUUGAGUUUGGUCGAACUGCGUUUGUUGAUUCCGUUCCUUGUGGGUGUUCUUUCAGUUCUUCAUUCGACCGGUUUCCUUCAAGAAAUUACGCACGAGCGGUGAUUAGGACUGUGAAUAGGGGCUACUUUGGCGGUGGCGGUGGCGGUGGCCGGAAAUUGAUAUGUUGCCGCCGUGAUAAUAACAUCGCAAAGUGUCGAGUGUUUUCAACUGAAGCUCCUGGGACUUUACUAAAUGGUGAUGUACCAGGUCCUCCACCAGUUUUAAAUGGGAAGAAAGAAUCCACAACCGAUUUGUUUGAAGCUGUUUCUGAUGACCUUCUAACAUUGAACAAGAAUCUACAAUCUAUUGUUGGUGCAGAAAACCCGGUUUUAAUGUCUGCAGCUGAGCAGAUUUUUAGUGCGGGUGGAAAGAGAAUGAGACCAGCCUUGGUUUUCUUAGUGUCAAGAGCCACAUUAGCACUUGCAGGUUUAGAUGAACUCACAAGAGAACAUAGGCGUUUGGCUGAGAUCAUUGAAAUGAUUCAUACUGCAAGCUUGAUACAUGAUGAUGUGUUGGAUGAAAGCGACAUGAGAAGAGGUAAAGAAACCGUUCAUCAGAUAUAUGGUACACGAGUGGCAGUCCUAGCUGGCGAUUUCAUGUUUGCCCAGUCAUCAUGGUAUCUUGCUAAUCUUGAAAAUCUCGAGGUCAUAAAACUUAUUAGCCAGGUUAUUAAAGAUUUUGCAAGUGGUGAAAUAAAACAGGCAUCAAGUUUAUUCGAUUGUGAUGUUAAACUGGAUGAAUAUUUAAUCAAAAGCUACUAUAAAACCGCAUCAUUAAUCGCUGCUAGCACAAAAGGAGCAGCCAUUUUUAGUGGUGUAGCCAAUGAUGUCAGCGAACAGAUGUAUCAAUAUGGGAAGAAUCUUGGCCUAUCCUUCCAGGUUGUCGAUGACAUAUUGGAUUUCACACAGUCAGCAGAGCAAUUGGGUAAGCCAGCUGGCAGUGACCUGGCGAAAGGAAAUCUUACUGCACCCGUGAUUUUUGCUCUUGAAAAAGAGUCAAGGCUGAGGGAUAUUAUUGAGUCAGAGUUUUGUGAAACGGGGUCUCUUGGUGAAGCUAUUGAACUUGUGAUGAAUAGUGGUGGGAUUGAAAGGGCAAGGACUUUAGCUAAGCAUAAAGCUGACGUGGCAAUUCAGUGUCUUCAGUGUCUUCCUCAGAGUGCGUUUCGGAUGGCUCUUGAGGGGAUGGUUAAGUUUAAUCUUGAGCGGAUUGACUGAAAAUAUAUUUGAUAUUUGAUAUUUGAUAUUUGAAGAUGUAUAAGGUUAUGAAAUUAUAGGAAAUUCAUAUAAGUGGAAGAAAGGAAAUAAAGAUUCAUGAGUGUUGUUGUAUACUGAUUAUUAUAUUCUUUUUAAGAUGAUCAUAAUUCUAAGUUCUUGUUCCUCGC